AAACUCAAAGAAACACGAACGAAACAUCUAUUGGUUGGCCGAGGUUGAGGGGUUUUUGUAUCAUUGGUUAAGUUCGGCGACUACCGGUGCCGGUAAUUCCCUUUUGAUUCGACUUACACACAGUUUCGGUCGAUUAACAGAAUGUUCUUCAAAGGACUUAUAUAUAUGACGAUCUUUUAUUCAGCAAACAUUUUAUGUAGCCAAGAUAUAGAUGUGAAGACAGAAGAAGAUGUGGGCGUAAAGUAUGCCAAUCGAUGUGAAGUAUGCAAAGUACUAGCAACAGAACUUCAAGGGAGACUUGAAGAAACCGGCAGAGUGCGCGACGUUAUUGAAAUUGGAUAUUCGUUAGAUGAUGUUCAGCCAAAGAAGAAAACUAAGUACGAAAAAUCAGAAUUGAGGCUUAUCGAAUCUCUAGAGGGAGUGUGCGAGAGGAUUCUAGAAUACAAUAUACACAAAGAGAGGCAAGACAGCACUCGGUUUGCUAAAGGUAUGAGCCAAACAUUUAAAACUCUUCAUGGACUUGUAGACAAGGGGGUUAAAGUGGAUCUUGGGAUACCAUAUGAACUGUGGGAUAAGCCCUCGGCAGAAAUUACUCACAUGAAAACUCAAUGUGAGAGCCUUUUAGAAGAGAAUGAAUCUGCUAUUGAAGAGUGGUAUUGGAAUCAUCAAGGUGAGACAGAUUUAAAACAUUUCCUUUGUACAAAGAAUGCUUUGAGGAAUACAGAUGACUCUUGUUUAUUUGAAAAAAUAGAAUCUAAAUCCAAAGGAGAAAAAGGAAAUAAUUAUAAGUCUGAACUCUAACUUUGUUUAAGUUUAAUUGCAACUUUGAUCAAAUAGAUUACUUGAUAGUACUGUGAUAAGUGAACAUCUAGAAAUAAUUUUGUUAACAGACUUCCUUAAUAUUAUGUAUUAAAUAAGCUUGUCAAUGAAUCUAUUUUAUUGUAAUUAUUAACUUAAGUACACACUUGAGUAAUGUUAAAGAUUAAUAUGAAAUUAAUGAAAGGUUACUCUUGAUGUUUGUGAAAAACUCUGUUUUUAGUAAAUAAUUUUUGAAUAUUGUGUAUUCUUUUUAAUUCAAUCAAGUCUUUAUAUAAUGUAUAUUCUUUUCUAAUUAUCUAUAGAUUAAGUACAAAAU
Molecule: messenger RNA, 1135 nt
Organism: Papilio polytes (common Mormon)
Lineage: Eukaryota; Metazoa; Arthropoda; Insecta; Lepidoptera; Papilionidae
Gene: CNPYb
Product: protein canopy 4
Exons: 1
Coding region: 142-801 (219 amino acids)
Cellular component (GO): endomembrane system
Molecular function (GO): signaling receptor binding
Source: RefSeq, a predicted model, not a curated record